Jatropha curcas is the source of this 1522-nucleotide messenger RNA. RefSeq lists its product as uncharacterized. The record is from RefSeq and is a predicted model, not a curated record. Gene Ontology annotation, molecular function: protein dimerization activity; DNA-binding transcription factor activity, RNA polymerase II-specific; RNA polymerase II cis-regulatory region sequence-specific DNA binding. Gene Ontology annotation, biological process: positive regulation of transcription by RNA polymerase II. NCBI's taxonomy places the organism in Eukaryota, Viridiplantae, Streptophyta, Magnoliopsida, Malpighiales, Euphorbiaceae.
AGAUAGUGUUGUACACAGGAAGUAGGUAAUCCUAUCCCUUUUAUGUACAACUAUUUUCAUAGACAUCACUCUUUCUUGCUAUAUAUAUUCCUGAAUCUAGUUGAGUGCAGAGCAAAAGAGAAAGAGUUACUAGCUAUAGCAAGCAAAAGCAAAAAUGACAAGAAAAAAGGUUAAGCUAGUUUGGAUAGUGAAUGAUGCAGCAAGAAAAGCCAGUCUUAAAAAAAGGAGAAUAGGGUUAUUGAAGAAAGUGAGUGAACUAACAACCUUAUGUGGUGUUAGUGCAUUUGUUAUCAUCUAUAGCCCAGAUGAGACUGAACCAAUGAUAUGGCCGUCACGACCACUGGUGGAACAACUACUGAUGAGAUAUCAAAACAUACCGGAAAUUGAACGGUGCAAAAAGAUGAUGAAUCAAGAAAGUUACUUAAAAGAAAGAGUGGCCAAAGUGCAUGAACAAUCAAGAAAGAAUCAAAGAAAGAAUAGAGAGGUGGAGAUGAGUUAUCUAAUGGAUAAACUUCAUAAAGGUAAUGGAGCUGACGAUUUUGAGUUUAAUGAGUUGCAGGUUUUGAUUUGGUUACUAGAAGAGAAAAUGAAAGAUUUAAGAAAAAGAGUGGAGUAUUUUCAACAAGUUCCUCCGCUUCCACCUACAACCUCUUUUUUUCCUCCUCUUCCACCUCCUAAUGAGGGCCCUACUAUGCAAGAAACAGGCCACAAAUUAACCACUACCGCUGGUGCUGCUGCUGGUGGUGGUUCUGGUGGUGGUGGUGGUGGUGGUGGUGUUGAUGCUGUUGGUGUUGUUGCUGAUGAUGGUGGAGGUGGUGGAGAUAUCAGAAAUAGUAAUCUUGGAGAUACUAUGACAUGGGAUCAAUGGUAUCUUGAUAUUAUUAACAAUAACGAUGAUAACCUUGCUGGCGGUACUAAGAAUAAUAUGAUGGCCCAUCACCCAUAUGGCUAUAAUAUCACCCUCACUGGUGGUGAUAUAGGGUUUCCUACUGGGUCCACUGGUAAUAUUUUCAGCCUAAGUCUCCCUUCGAGUAAUAUGAAUAUAGGUGGUGGUGGAAAUCAUUUUGAGAUGGGCCAACAGUCUUUUCAUAGUAUUAUUAACUCUGUAAGUGGACACCCUUUUAGGUUAGGGUUGCAGCCUUAUCAGGGUAACGUUGAUGGUAAUAAUGGUGGAAAUGGCAUAGGACUAGGGAUGCCGCCUCUGGCUACUGAAAUCGAAGCCAGUGACCCAGGGAUGCAAGGACAUUUCGCCGGUGGAAGUGACAUAGGACCGCCAUAUGAUGUUACUAAACCUUGGUAUCAUAAUUUCGCCCCUUGAAUAUUAUUAUCUAGCCUUUGUCAAUUUGAAUUUUAUAUUUAUCUUUUUCUUUUUAGUAUUAAAAAAGGGGAAUCAAAUCUAGAUCUAUUGUCAGAUUGCACUUACUAUUAGGCUAUGCCUUGGUGUGCUAUAUUUAUCUUAUUUCAAUAUGUGUUUUUAUUUUGUGAGUCUCUGCUUAAUCUAUGUUUCCUUCAAAUUGAGUCA